AUACGUGACUUCCGGUCGGUGAGACGUGGCUUGGGGGUAGGAUAAUCAACAAGACAGUUAACGCUGUCUCCCGUCCUUCUCAUUUCAGGCUGCGACUCAGCUGUACUGGAUGGCAGGGACAAGCCGGAGGAGACAUUUCAGCAUUCUCGGCAGGACUCCUUUCUGCAUUGCAGCACCCUGCAUGUUGAUCAGGAGCACUCUACGGAAGUCUGGCCUCAUGAGCGCUGGGCCUGGGAGGCCCAUUUGGGCUCUGGCUGCUGUUCUGGUCGGUGCCACCUUGCUGGCCGUCACCUCUACAUCCUCUUCCAGUGAGAAGAAAGUGGCUCAGACAGCGCUGGCUCAUGCAACGGCAGCUGCUGCAGGCCCAGGUACCUGGUGCGCCGAGGAGAUGCUGGGCUUCCACAGUCUCACCAAGCUGCUGUCCGGAGAGGGCGUAGAUGUUUGGUUCUGCUCCCUUGUGGGUUCUAUUGCUGUGGGGCUCAGUGGUAUCUUCCCCCUCCUAGUGAUCCCUAUUGAGGCAGGAGCAGCACUGAAAACUGAGGCUGGCUGCCAGAACCUAAAGAAGCUGCUGAGUUUUGCAAUUGGAGGUCUCCUUGGUGAUGUCUUCCUCCACCUCCUCCCUGAAGCUUGGGCUAACACAUCCAGCAAUAACCAGAGAGAGAAACACUACCGUACCCAAGGCUUGUGGGUGGUUAUGGGACUGUUGUCCUUCCUGCUGCUGGAGAAGAUGUUUCCAGAUGAGGAGAGUGCUUCAGAGAGCAGUGCCAUAAAUCAUGCCAACAACUCCUCUUCAGCAGAUCACCAGUGUGACUAUUCGACAUCCUCAGAGGUAAACGGCGUCUGCUCCAACAACAAUUCCAACUCCAAGCCAACGACUGACAUCAGCUCACAGCCUGGACGAGAGAAGAUAAAGACGAGUGGCUAUCUGAACCUUCUGGCCAACUGUAUUGACAACUUCACCCACGGCCUGGCAGUAGCAGGGAGCUUCCUAGUCAGCAGGAAGGUUGGCUUUCUGACAACCUUUGCAAUCCUACUGCAUGAGAUCCCCCAUGAAGUGGGAGAUUUUGCUAUUCUGCUGCGUGCUGGGUUUGAUCGCUGGAGUGCAGCACGCAUGCAGUUAUCCACGGCACUGGGUGGGGUUCUGGGGGCGUGUUUUGCUCUUUCUGCUCAGUCACAGCAAGGCGCAGAAAAUGCUGCAGCCUGGAUCCUGCCCUUCAGCUCUGGAGGCUUUCUAUACAUUGCAUUGGUCAAUGUGGUGCCUGAUCUUCUGGAGGAGACCAACUUCAGACAUUCUUUACUACAGAUCCUGUUGAUCUUUUGUGGUGUCGGAGUCAUGGCACUGCUUUCUGCUAUAGCGGAGUAGCCUGAGGACAACACUGCUCUCACUUAAAGACUUUCUGAAUAAAAGACUGACAUCUACCAGGUUGGAGAAUUGAUAGACAAUUCACUCCACUGUUUAAGCUUUUAAAAAGGUUUAAGACUGACCCAAAGAGAUGUUCAGACGAUCAGGUUUGUUAGUGUUAUAUAUAUCUAUAUGUGUGUGUAAUUCAUUUGUGUUGGACAUAUACACAGGCACUUUGAAUUAGAAAUAUAGCUGACAAGCACCAGCACAAACGGUGAGAAAAGAGGGUACAAAAAACAAACUGCAAUGAUUGCCUUGUUACAGUGAGUACACGAUCGGAAAAAGAAAGAUAUACAGUGAAUAUAUUAAUGACUGUCGCGUUACUGUAUAUAAUCUUGUCAAAUAUUUAGCUGAACAUCGCAUGAUCUGUAUAAUAUGGGUGCUUAACAGUAUGCCCAUAAAACUAUGCAUUUUGUUAAUAGAAAUAAGAGUAUACUGUUUAGCUCAAAUUUCCAACCUGUUAGUUAGACUGGUUGCUCUAGUACUUGGCAGACUGUCUUGAUUUUCUGCUGUCUUAUCAAUUCUCACAAAGGCAUGGUUGAAUUUAAUGAGCAGCCUUGGGUAUUCAUGGUAGGAUGUAUGGUUAAGCAACCCACACACUCACUUAGGCACCACAGGCAUAAUGUAUUCAUGAACUCCCCAUAGACAGUCAUAUCAGGUGCACUAACUUAACUUUCCUUUCCAAGUAUUAUUAUGCAACUUUAAAUUCUGUGUAUUUAAGCAUGCUGCUUUACUUUUUGUAAGUGUUAUUUUUCACAAAUUUUAUAUUGUUCCACUACACCACAUGGCUUUAACUCUAGAGAAAUGGGGAUGCUAACUUCUAUUUAGCCGCUUAGUGUUUUAGAGCCUUAGUGUUAGCCAUUUGCAUUACUAGUUUAUUCCUUAUCUUAUUGCUUUUGGAUUUUAAGAGGUCAUGACUGAAGCUGACAGAGCAUACAUGAAGUUUGUAUAAUGAGAUAUUAAUCAAAUAUUUCUCACAGGACUUGUCGCCUUUUUAUUAAGCUUGAAAUCACAUUGUACAAUUUUCCCAAGUAUGAAAAACAAACAAAAAAAAACCCUCACACUGUAAAACAGAAUGUUGCUGAAAGUGAUGUUAGUCAUCAGGUUAAAGCAUGGUUACAUAAAUGUGUGUAUAUAUUUUUAAAAAAAGAUAUUUAUUAUAUAUGAAAAGUCAUUUGUGAGAAGGAACAAAGUUUUACUUCUGAAGUUUUUAACACUCCCAACACUGUUAUUGAAAUAAAAGAGCUGAAAUGUG
Ictalurus furcatus (blue catfish) is the source of this 2657-nucleotide messenger RNA. It is a transcript of the gene slc39a13, whose product is annotated as solute carrier family 39 member 13. Gene Ontology annotation, biological process: zinc ion transmembrane transport; intracellular zinc ion homeostasis. Lineage: Eukaryota; Metazoa; Chordata; Actinopteri; Siluriformes; Ictaluridae. Gene Ontology annotation, cellular component: membrane. Gene Ontology annotation, molecular function: zinc ion transmembrane transporter activity. The transcript is spliced from 10 exons. Bases 110 to 1363 code for a protein of 417 amino acids. The record is from RefSeq and is a predicted model, not a curated record.